AUGUCGAGAAUGAAGACGUCGCGGGCGAGGCCGCAACCUGCCUCAUCUUCUUCGGAUGACAACGCCUCCUCCUCUUCCAAGCCUUCGACAAUUCACCUGAAGACUGGACCGGCGGGCUACACUCUCCCUCAGCGUCCUUCCGACAGCACUGUGGCCAAUGCGAAGCUGCGAACCGACGUGGGCAGAGGCGGAAGGCACACGCUCUCUUCGAACACGCCCUUACCUGCUGUUGGCAAACCACCUGGCGCGCCAUACUGGUGGGUGCCGCCAGAAGCUCAGCCGUCCCUUGGCAAUUCGCAAUCAAAUGGGAAUGGUAGCAAGGCCAUCAAAAAGGGCCCUCUGAAACCCUUCAAUGGGGCGGAGCAUGAGUCAAAAAGGGCGAUUGGCAAGGUCUCUAAGCGCCUUCAAGCCGAAUACACGCCGAGGCCUCCACCGCAACCAAGGCCGGAACACCUCGGCGUGCCAAUGCCCGUCACACCUUUGGAGGGCCACGUCUCGCCCCUUCGUCCGCUCGAAGCGCCAUGCAUUCUCGACGUCCUCAAUGUGCCGUUGGCGGCAUCCAUGCGAGAGCUGAGAAGGUCCAUUUGCAGAGCAUCGAGGGAAUUGCAAAGAGGCCCGCCUUACAUGCCGCUGCACAUCACCAAACCGCCCAAAGCGGCCACGGCGCGCCUGCUGCUAUCCGACGAGGCCACAGCGAUGCGAUGGCUCGGCAUCUUUUCGGGGUCCAAAUCUCCCUUGAGCAAGGUGAUGGUGAGGGAUAAUAUGCUGGCGUUCCAGCUCAGCGCAAGACGACCCGAGAACAAUGCUUGGCUCGCCCUCGCAUCUCCGAUCGAUGAUGAUGACUACGUCGGGGAUGCAGGGGUGGAUUUGCCCACGGACCUGCCAUUCAGCGGCCUGACCUGCGGUGCAUGGGACGACAAGAGCCAAUUCUGUCCGGCAUGGAAAGCGAAAGAUCGAGUGAGUCUUGCAUUCAGCUGGGAGUCACUCUGCCCGUGGGGUGCGUGCGUUGACGAGCACGCUUCCGUCUCCCCACACCCAUAGGAGAAUGGAUCGGGGGCUGUACUGCUUAUCGAUGAGGCGCGGAUGCACCUGCACGUGGAUCAAGGGAUCAUUCAGAUCGAUCUGCGCAAUAUUAAGCGAUCCAUGAUCUGCGGCCAACACUUGUACUUGGAGCUGCGCUGGACUCCGGCUUUCAUACUACCAAACGACCCGGUCCGCGCACUGACGGGAUGGGACGAGUACUCCAAAUAUGACGAUGAAGAAGAUCCCGCAGGCCCGCCAGAGUAUCAGAGGAUCCCAUUUUUCGAUCAGAGGCACGGCCUGGUCGCACCUUAUGCCCACGUCAUUUGUCUCAAAGCGCUGCGCCCUCGCCAAGAGAUUCACAGCUUCAUCGCGUCUGUGCGGCCCCGACUAGCGCAGCCGGCAAGCUUGUCGUCUGUCGCGACGGGACCCCUCGAGCAUUUUACCGAGAGCACACUGAGGAAAUUGAGGGAGCUUUACACCAAGCUUACCUUCGAUGUGGCUUUCCAACUGGAACGCAUUGUUCGUGAUGGGCUCAUCCUGCCUAUGGAAGCGCUUAGCCUUGCGCCACAGCUCACAGCGCUCGAUAAACGCGCCUCGAUACAGGAUGUGGUGGAUGGGCCCAAAAGAGCGGCAGCACUGUUGGAAAACUUUUCCGCGCGACUCAUUCGUAACAAGAGCCCCGUCAACGAAGCCGCGCAGCCUCGUCAGGCCUACAAGCGGUUGUUGCCCGCCAAGGUCAAAGAUCUGGCCGAAGAGCUGGAAAAGGCCCCUCUGCCCCAAAUCGAUUCCUCGGCGCAAUUUCGGAUUCAUAGCGUUCGACUUAUGCCUUCUGGCGCCAUGUCUCUAUCUGGCCCGACACCUGAUGCGGGCAAUCGAAUCGUGCGACAAUUUGUAGGAUGCGAUGCGCAUUUUCUUCGUCUUCAGAUGGUGGAUGAAGGGGCUUCGACGCGUCUUCGCAUGCGAAUCGAAGGCGUCAAUGCGGACGCGCUCAAAUGGAUCUUUCGAAACGCGCUGGAAAAGGGACUGGAUGUGGCGGGGAGGACUUGGCGAUACCUGGCCUUCAGCAAUAGCUCGCUCAAGGAAGGUACUUGCUGGAUGGUCCAUCGCUUCUCGUACGACAGCAAAAAAGUCACGGCAGACAGCAUUCGCAACAAUAUCGGCGACUUGGCCUUUAUCAGAUGCCCCGCUCGAUACGCUGCUCGGUGAGUUCGAACCCAGCUCGGGCACGUACCUGAGUUGCAUCGCGGCUCAACGAAUGCGUCCGCCGUAACACAGUAUGGGCCAAGCGUUCACGUCGACAAUGUUCACGAUUCCAGUGAAGAAAACCAACGUGGUCCUUAUAGAUGAUAUCAAGCGCAAAGGGCACUGCUUCACUGAUGGAGUUGGGACCAUCUCAUCCGAUUUAGUCGAGCAGAUCAGAGGCAAGAUCAUCAGCGCUCGGGGCGGACGACGCAGCCAGUACUCGCCCGCGAGCGUCUUUCAAAUUCGUCUUGGAGGUGCAAAAGGUAUGGUCACUCUAGACACAGACCUCCCUCCCGGCCAUGUCCGCCUGCGACCUAGCAUGGUCAAAUUUGAGAAGUCAGCCUCUCAAGCCGACGAUGAGCACGUUUAUCUCGAAAUAGCCAACGCGCCCGAUGGGCCCCUGCCAAUGUUUCUGAAUAGACCCAUGGUCAUGAUGCUUGAAACGCUGGGCGUGCCUAAAGAGCGCUUCAUGGAGCUGCUCAGCGAGGCUGUCAGCCACUUGCGCUACUCUGCCACCAACCUCACCUUGACUGCUCAGGUGUACAAACUUUACAAUGCUCAUCCACCAGGAGGCGCUGCAGCUUUGUUUGAUGCUUUGCGGCGUAUCGGCAUUGACACGCUUGACGGAGAGAAGGUCCCCUUCUUGUACGAUGCUCAUCGCGCUUUUCAGGCCUUUGUAACGCGACACAUGAAAGUGAGUGAUGCUUUCGAUGCCGCGGUGGUCCCUCCAGGCGCUCAAGCAAGUUUAGUCCGUUCACCCCCACAGUACCGCACUCGCAUACCCGUCUUGGAGGGGUGCUAUACACUCUAUGGGGUCGCUGACGAGACGGGCUGGUUGGAAGAAGGGCAAGUCUAUGCAAGCGUAGAAGUCUUUGACGGACCUCGCGAUGGCAUCGUGCGCCCCCGGAACAUUGUCUUGCGCGGAAAAUGCUUGCUGGGUCGAUCGCCUAUGCUGCAUCCCGGAGACGUGCAGUAUGCAGAAGCGGUGUUGCCCCCUCGAGAGAGCAAGCUGAAUGCUCUUCGGAAUUGCAUCGUCUUUUCGACCAAGGGCAAACGUGAUCUGCCUUCGAAAUUGUCGGGCGGGGAUCUGGAUGGAGGUGUGUACAGCUGGCGCCUCGAAAGAGAACAACAUCUGUUUCGUACUGACUGAGGUGGAUCGGAUGCUUUCGCAGAUCUGUUCAACGUCAUUCAACAUCCCUCGCUGCUUACAGUCAAGACUCAGGAACCGGCCAAGUAUCCCCGCGUUGUACCUCGCAAUCUCGAUAGAGAGUGCACCGUAGCAGGUGAGCAGAUUGGCCAUGAUCACCCACACGUCCUCAGCGCAGCAACAAGCUCACAUGGUCCACUUGCCAGACAUGAUCGAAUUUUUCGUCGACUUCUUGUUCUCGGACAGGCUGGGUCUGGUCGCCACCCGACACUUGAUUUUGGCAGACGCAUCACCUUAUGGGGUCUUCGAUAGAGACUGCGUGAAGCUCGCUCACAUGCACAGCACAGCAGUGGACUUUCCCAAGACUGGUAUUCCGGUCGAUACGAAGGAUUGCCCACCCGUGCCACGCUUGCGACCUGACUUUAUGCAAGCAGAGUUCCGAGUCGAGUGGGCACCUGCAGCCAUGCGCUCGGAGCCUCGCGAACGAUUCAACUUUUACGCAUCUGGAAAGGCCCUGGGACACCUAUACAGGGCGCUAGACAAGCCCAUUGUCGAUGGACCUCCUGCUCUCCUCACCUCUGCUCACGAGCCCAUCAGCACCCCUGGCAUGUCGCGCUCGGCCAGCCCAGGCGGCGACGACUCAAGCAAAGCCAAAGAGGUGCCACAAGAUGACUGGAACAGUCAAUUGCGCAAGUACUUGGAUCCCUUUCACUCUGCAGUGCAGGUACGCGCACACCUUCCCUACGUCCGUCGCAUCAUCGCGGAGUACUACCGCUCCGUCGAUCUGAUCUCCGUGGAGUGCUCGCCAAGCGGUAGAGACGGCCCACUUUCCGAGGCGGAAAUCUUUAUGGGCUGCAUCGCGCGAGGACCACCUGGUGUGGAGGCAACGGCGGCAAGAAGCAACACGACUCUUGACACUCUGCGAGCCCGCUACUCUGGCGUUGUCAAGCGCACUAUCGACGCUUUGCUCGGACCUGGUGCUAGCCUUCUGAAUACGCGCGAUGUCCCGUCCCCCGAUGUGGCACAUAGCGUGGACAGAACGCAGAAGGACCGCUGGCAGCUGGUGCUCGACAAGUGCUCGGCCUUCGUCGCUGCAGCGAACGAGGUCGAAGUCAGGGAAGGCGAUCAUACGGGCAAUGUCUGGCAUAGCGUCUCGACCACUGCUGACGGCCAGAUUGUGGCCGGCCGGCGUAGCGCGGCGUGGGUCGUACUGCCAUACCUGGUGCAAGCCGCCGCGACUCUCUUGAUCGUGAAUCGAGAGCAUGGAGCUGCGUCAGGUGAUGAAUAA
Molecule: messenger RNA, 4700 nt
Organism: Ceraceosorus bombacis
Lineage: Eukaryota; Fungi; Basidiomycota; Exobasidiomycetes; Ceraceosorales; Ceraceosoraceae
Source: the annotation of a GenBank genome assembly